AUGGGGGAGAUUGUGGUUUUAAGUAGCGAUGAUGGUAUGGAGACGAACGAAGAGACGCUGAUGAACAGAGGCAAGUCGUCGGAAGUUGUCCGGUGGGAGAAGUAUCUGCCGAAGACGGUGCUUAGGGUUUUGUUAGUCGAAUCUGACGACUCGACUCGCCAAAUCAUCACCGCUCUUCUUCGGAAAUGCUCUUACAAAGUUGUAGCUGUUUCCGAUGGUUUAGCUGCGUGGGAGACUCUGAAGGAGAAGUCAAAUAACAUUGAUCUGAUACUAACGGAGCUGGAUUUGCCAUCUAUAUCUGGAUUUGCUCUACUUGCUUUGGUGAUGGAGCAUGAAGCUUGCAAGAACAUACCUGUCAUAAUGAUGUCUUCGCAAGAUUCGAUAACAAUUGUGUUGAAGUGUAUGCUGAGAGGUGCUGCUGAUUAUCUGAUUAAACCCAUGAGGAAAAACGAGUUGAGAAAUCUUUGGCAACAUGUGUGGAGAAGACUCACUGUACGUGAUGAUCCUACUGCUCAUGCUCAAAGCUUACCAGGUUCACAGCACAACCUUGAAGAUACUGAUGAAACUAGUGAAGACUCCAGAUAUCAUUCUGAUCAAGGAAGUGGUGCUCAGGUUACGAGCUACAAUGGUCACCAUAAGCUAAUGGCGGAGGUCAGACCGCUUGAUGGAAUAGAAGAGAUUAAGGACAAAAAGGUUGAAUCUUUUGAUGUGACGAUGGAUUUGAUUGGUGGGAUUGACAAAAAGUCUGAGUGUUUCUAUGGAGACGACAACACUCGUGACGACGAGUUUGUUGGUCCAGAGCUUGGACUAUCUCUGAAAAGAUCUUGCUCUGGAAGUUUAGAGAACCAAGAUGAUGAAAGCAAGCUUCAGAAGCUUAGCCUCUCUGAUGCAUCAGCCUUCUCAAGAUAUGAGAACAGCAAGCUAACGGAGAAAGCCGUUGUUGCUUUGGAGACGAGUACUUCAGCUGAUCCAAAGACACCAACGGAAUCACACGAGAAGUUAAGAUCUGAUCAUGGAAGCGCUACAACGAGCAGCAACCAGGAGAAUAUCGGAUCGUCAAGCAUGAGCGGACAAUGUAACCAAGUUGUUCAAACGGAGGUUACGAAUCAGAAGCAACAUCCGCAAGAGUCUCUCUUUCCAGCAGGAUCAAAUCUUCUGAAAGCAAGCAAGGAGCUCGAAGCUGGUUCUCAGAGCAUUAGCAACAACACCAAUGAAGGGGUUGCAGGACAACAGAGCAGCAGCACAGAGAAACCAAAGGAAGAAGAGAGUCUUACUCUCCAGCAACGUUGUAGUCUUAGAGAAGCUGCGUUGUUGAAGUUCCGGUUAAAGAGGAAAGAUCGAUGCUUUGACAAAAAGGUUAGAUACCAGAGCAGGAAGAAGCUAGCAGAGCAGCGUCCACGAGUGAAAGGCCAGUUCGUGCGUGCUUUGAAUUCAGACGCGUCUACUAAAUCCUGA
Microthlaspi erraticum is the source of this 1455-nucleotide messenger RNA. Lineage: Eukaryota; Viridiplantae; Streptophyta; Magnoliopsida; Brassicales; Brassicaceae. The record is from the annotation of a GenBank genome assembly.